AUGGAAAUCGACGCGUGCCCCUGCAGCGUAGGCAAUCAUUCCAAGGCGUUGUCGCAUUGUACUUGUACCUCCAACAUCCCUCUACACGGCGACAAAGUUAUCGACACCGAUAACACUUCACGAAAACGUCUCAACCACCUGACAGCGAGCCAUCUAAAGGCCCUGGAGGAUAUCACUGAUGAGGCGCAAUUAAAAGCUACUCAACAUGACAUACGCAACGACCCUUCUGCUCCAUCUCAAGCCCCUGAUUUCGGUGACAUAUCGUUGAUGUUAGACGUUCAAUCUGGUCCCCAAGCCAGUUCUUCGCGACCUCCUUUGGCCCAUGCUGAUGCAGCCGAAAUAGACAAAUGGAAGCAACAUCGUCUCCAGAAGAUACUUUAUUACCGCCGCAAACGUGCACAGGAGGCAGCCAAGGAAGGCCGACAGAUCAAGACGAAGAAACGAAAGAACCCUGAUAAAGACAAGGAGAGCACGACACCCGCCUCUGCCAGAGAUGUGCUGGCGGAUCAGAGUCCUCAUAUUGACCAUAACGAGCUUAACACUGGAGUGGAAGUCGUUGAUACGAACAUGGAAGAGUCAAUAGAAACAGCCGAGGUGUGGGACGAAGAUGACACAGCGCAAACUUCAAAGAAGACACAGGCAUUUCUCAAGGAUAACGUGGACGCAGAGGUGUUGAGCAGUUUUGGUCUCGACCUGUUCCACCUCUCGACGCUUGGGCGACUGCUGAGGAAUAUUCAACUCCUGGGGGCGAUCACGAAGGACUUCGUGUCUGAGGUAAUUCGUCGUACAAUAAUUACGAAGGAGCAGGAAAUCAGGUUGAAAGGAACUUUGAAGGUGUGGUGUUAUGACUUGGACGAGAUCAACAAAUACAACGUCCAGGAGUGCCUAGAUACCAUGGGUCUGAGUGCCUAUGACAAGAAGAAAUAUUGUGCGGAACUUUUUGAGCGUGUUGGUGAUGCCGAAAAAGAGGUAUCAGGGGAAGAAGAGGACGAUCCAGCAAUGGCGGUUGAACCAGUACAAUGCAUCCAGACGACCCAGAACAAAGUUCAUUCCCGCUUUACCCUUCCGGAGUCCCUCUUAUGGUGCGCUUUGCCAAGCCACCGCGAAAUAUUUAGCACCGACGAUGUAGUCCCUCUUGAAGUUGACGAAGCUGCGCUGUUAGGGGAAUUGGAGGAGGACGGUCAAUUGGACGUGAAGGAUAUGGCGGCAUCUAAACAAUACGAGGACACUCUUUGGGCGACUGAUGUUCUUGACAUCUUGUGA
Molecule: messenger RNA, 1263 nt
Organism: Cyclocybe aegerita
Lineage: Eukaryota; Fungi; Basidiomycota; Agaricomycetes; Agaricales; Hemipholiotaceae
Source: the annotation of a GenBank genome assembly